Messenger RNA from Penicillium verhagenii, 1551 nucleotides. Its product is annotated as aldehyde dehydrogenase. Bases 1 to 1551 code for a protein of 516 amino acids. Lineage: Eukaryota; Fungi; Ascomycota; Eurotiomycetes; Eurotiales; Aspergillaceae. Gene Ontology annotation, molecular function: aldehyde dehydrogenase (NAD+) activity. The record is from RefSeq and is a predicted model, not a curated record. The transcript is spliced from 3 exons.
AUGGUAGAGAUUUAUCCCCUAUGGCUCGCUGGUCAAGAUCAACCAGGAGAAGAGCCUUUAAUUCCCGUUGAGGAUCCUUCAACGCGUGAAGUGUUUGCAGAAUGUCACGCGGCCUCGGUGAAAGAUGUUGACACUGCGGUCCAGGCUGCUCAUUUGGCAUACAAAUCGGGAAUUUGGUCCCGCGCAAGUCGUCAUGAACGUGCAGAUGUUCUUGAAAAGUGUUCCGCACAACUCUCCGACUUCUUACCGGAGCUCAUUAGAAUCGAAGUAAAGCAAACAGGUCGCCCAGUCCGUGAAAUGAAUGCCCAGGUUCCGUCUCUUGUCAAGUGGUUCAAAUACUACGCAUCUCUCCUCAGAGUUGAGGAGCGAUCGGUUCUUCCAACAGCUGGGAAAUUGCAUAACUUUGUCGACCGUGUGCCUCUAGGCGUGGUUGUUCAAAUCACCCCAUUCAAUCACCCAUUACUGAUCGCAGUAAAGAAGCUUGCCCCAGCUCUCGCUGCGGGAAACAGCGUUAUUCUCAAGCCUAGCGAGUUGACUCCCAUUACGUCCUUGCUACUCGCCAAGAUCCUUCAUGGUGCGGGGAUACCGCCUGGUGUGCUGAGUGUUUUGCCUGGCUACGGUAUGGUUACGGGAAAGGCUCUCGUUUCUCAUCCCUUGGUGCGAAAAGUCGAUAUUACCGGAGGAACGGCAGCCGGCAAGGCAAUCGGGUCGAUAGUCGGUGGAAACCUAUCUAAAUACACAGCAGAGUUGGGCGGCAAGGCCCCCCUAAUAGUGUUUGAAAAAGCACAAAUUGACGCUGCGGUGAAUGGAAUUGCCUUUGGGAGCUAUAUGGCCAGUGGCCAGACUUGCAUUGCCAGCACAAGGAUCAUUGUGGCCAACGAGAUUAUGGGACAGGUGGUCGAAAGACUGAAGACCAAGGUCGAGAGCAUCGCAAUGCGCAUAGGAUCUCCUAGUAAUCCCGAGUCGAUGAUGGGGCCCCUGAUCUCUGAGAAGCAGUUGAAUAACGUGGAAAGACUUGUGGAAGCUUCUUUGGCAAAGUCCGCAGUCACCAUCAUGGGAGCCCAACGUAUGCUCGGUCGGAGUCCACUAGAUGGACUCGAUUUUUCACAGGGGUAUUACUAUGAGCCAACAAUUCUCACAUCAACAACUGGCAACAGCAUCGUCAAUUCCCCCAUAUGGCACGAAGAAGCGUUUGGCCCAGUAAUUGUCAUUGUGGGAUUUGAUACAGAAGAGGAAGCCAUUGCACUGGCAAACGACACCGAGUUCGGCCUUGGAGCAGGAAUUUGGACGCAGGAUCUGUCGCAAGCCUUCCGAGUAUCAGAAAGAAUUGACGCGGGAAUUGUGUGGGUGAAUACCCAUCAUCGAAACGAUCCUAGCAGUCCCUGGGGUGGCAUCAAAGCGGCAAGUGGUGUUGGAAGUGAGAAUGGCAUUGACGCCUAUCAUUCCUACUCUAUGACGAAGAGCACGAUUAUCAAUUUUGCGUCAGCCGGUGAGAUUUUGGCUCAAGACGACUGGUUUGGUGAUGUUUCAAAGAAUGUCAGAUACGGAUAA